GGUGCAUUGUACUGAAAUACUGCUAGUGUUACACUCCUCCUCAAAUUGGCAGAUUGAUUUCCUUUCAUGCACUGGGACUUCAGUGAGGGUGAGCAAUAAUCUAAUUAGACAAGAACUCAAAGCUUAUUAUUUGUUGCUCAAAAUCAACAACACAGCCUAUGGGAAGGAUCUUCCCUUGCUAAAAACUUUCCAGCUUUAAUGUUUUUCAGUGUUUCCUCUGCCUGUCGUGCGGAUAAGAGGUUUGGGACUGUUGAACAUCACCCUAACAGAGGAAUUCCAGUGAUCUUCAUGCUGCACGGGAGGAAGAUAAUACUACUUGCACCUUUUCCAAAGAAGUCAAAAACUACAAACAUACAGCUCAUGCCUACGUUUGAUGUGACAGCUGAAGCCUGAAGGACAAACAGUGAAUGUGGGGGUUUGGAAAACGGCCCUGAGAACUCUAGGAGUAUUGUUCAUUUCCGGCAGUGCAGACACAACCUAGGUGACAGGCAAAACGCAUUGCCAUGGGAAAGACUGGGCAGAGCACUGUGGAAAUCAGUUCUCCCACUGAAGUCAAGCAGGCCAUACCAUUUGAGGCACUGCAUCCCGUACCUUCCAACAAUGCCAACCAAGGACUCCCUGACCGGGGCACCUGGAAGGGCAGAUUUGACUUCCUGCUGUCCUGUGUGGGGUAUGCUAUUGGACUAGGCAAUGUCUGGAGGUUUCCGUACUUAUGCGGCAAAAAUGGUGGAGGUGCUUUUCUGAUUCCAUAUUUUUUGACACUGGUCUUCGCUGGGAUUCCACUCUUCCUGUUGGAGACAGCUCUAGGCCAGUACACCUCCGUGGGCGGACUGGGAGUAUGGAAGCUAGCACCCAUGUUCAAAGGAGUUGGUCUUGCUGCUGUAGUCCUGUCUUUUUGGCUGAACAUUUACUACAUCAUCAUCAUCUCCUGGGCACUAUACUAUCUAUUCAAUUCCUUCAGAUCUGAGCUGCCAUGGCAAAGUUGUGAUAACCCAUGGAACACUGAACGCUGUUUCUCAAACUACAGCCUCUUGGACACCACUAAUAUGACAAGCGCUGUCACUGAAUUUUGGGAGAGAAAUAUGCACCAGAUUUCCAAUGGUUUGGAGGAACCUGGUGAGGUGAGAUGGCCUCUUGCAGGUACUCUGGCACUGGCAUGGGUUUUGGUCUAUUUUUCCAUCUGGAAAGGGGUUGAGUGGACUGGGAAGGUGGUCUAUUUCUCAGCCACAUAUCCUUAUUUCAUGCUUUUCAUCCUGUUCUUCCGGGGGGUUACUCUUCCAGGGGCAAAGGAAGGUAUUCUGUUCUACAUCACACCUGACUUCAGCAAGCUUACCAGAUCUGAGGUCUGGCUGGAUGCUGCCACCCAGAUCUUCUUCUCCUAUGGCUUGGGCUUGGGCUCAUUGAUUGCUUUAGGAAGCUAUAAUAAGUUUCAUAAUAAUGUAUACAGGGAUUCGAUUAUUGUAUGCUGCAUCAACUCCAGCACAAGCAUGUUUGCAGGCUUUGUUAUCUUCUCUAUUGUGGGAUUCAUGGCCUACAUCACCAAGAAGCCUGUUCAAGAACUUGCUGCCUCAGGUCCAGGCCUGGCAUUCCUUGCGUACCCACAGGCUGCGACUCAGCUGCCCAUGUCAUCCUUGUGGGCCAUCCUCUUCUUCUCAAUGCUCAUGAUGCUUGGCCUGGACAGCCAGUUUUGCACAGUGGAAGGUUUUAUCACUGCGUUGAUGGAUGAAUAUCCACAAGUGCUAAGGCAAAGAAAGAAAGUGUUCAUUGCUGUCGUUUGUGCAGUUUCCUACCUUAUUGGCUUCUCAAACAUCACUCAGGGUGGCCUGUAUGUCUUCAAGUUGUUUGACUAUUACUCAGCCAGCGGAAUGUGUCUGCUUUUCCUUGUCUUCUUUGAGACAAUCUCCAUAUCCUGGUGUUACGGGGCAGACAGAUUUUACAGUAACAUUGAAGAAAUGAUUGGCUAUAAACCCUGUGUCUGGUGGAAGCUUUGUUGGCGUUAUUUCACACCUUUAAUCUGCUUGGGGGUAUUCCUUUUCAGUGCCAUUGAGAUGACCCCUCUGACCCUGGGGAAAUAUGUUUUUCCUGCUUGGGGCCAGGGAAUUGGGUGGUUAAUGGCACUUUCUUCCAUGAUACUCAUUCCAGGAUACAUCAUCUACAUGUUCUUGACCACCAAAGGGAGCAUCAGGAAGCGUUUCCAUAAGAUGACCAACCCCAAGGAGGAUUUCAAAGCUCAUAAGACCUCAUUGACAGGAAGUUUAGAAGAUGCUGUAGUUUAAAACUUCUCUACUACCCAAAAUGUAUUACCAGCCAGAACCAAAUUAUCACUACUUUUCUAUAGAGGGAAGUUGAACCAACCCGAAGCCUGUGAUUCACCCUAAUACUGUAUGUCAAACAUUGUCUAAGUAACACAGAGAAUGUGGAGGCUGGGUCUCACAUUCAUGUGACCUUUAAUUGUCCUCAAUUGUAACUGCAUCUUAAUGAUAGAGCAUCACAACCUUUGAAGUUCUUUAUUCACCCUUUACUGUUGUCAUUCUUUACUUCGACAUAGAGGAUGUAUUACUCAUGUAGUAUAAAUGUGGGAUGAUUGUGUUACCUAAAAAUUAGAUGUAUACAAAUUCCGCUAAAUAAUCUUGGUUGUGAAUGAAUACUUGAUCAGAGGUAAAUGUAGGAGUUAAUUAGUAUUUAAAAUUUUCCAGUAGAUUCAUCACAGUGAAUUUACAUUUGAAAUACUAACAGCGACAAAAGGUGAAAUUCUGUACUUAAGCUUCCUCUCAUUUAAACAUUGUCUGUGACAUCAUGAUAUUGUACACAUAGUAUAAUGUUAACUUUAUAACUUAAGGCAGUUAUUUAAUGGCACAUUAUAAUUACUGGUUUAUAUUUUAAAAUGGCAUAUUUUAAGUGUUUUAAGUGUUUGAGUUUUUCAAAUGUGUAUACUUACUUUCAUGUUUCAGUUAAAGAUUAUAUUUCUAACUUUAUAUUUUUAGUGAAUUGCAAACAGAAAUGUUACAAAUAUACUGUGGCAAAAUUUGUGUCCUGGUAAAACCUUUCUUCCAAUAUUGGAUUUUAUAUUAAUUAAUUAUUAAAAAGAUUAUUAUUG
Messenger RNA from Lepisosteus oculatus (spotted gar), 3097 nucleotides. Its product is annotated as sodium- and chloride-dependent GABA transporter 1-like. Gene Ontology annotation, molecular function: gamma-aminobutyric acid:sodium:chloride symporter activity. Gene Ontology annotation, biological process: neurotransmitter transport; sodium ion transmembrane transport. Gene Ontology annotation, cellular component: plasma membrane. The record is from RefSeq and is a predicted model, not a curated record. Lineage: Eukaryota; Metazoa; Chordata; Actinopteri; Semionotiformes; Lepisosteidae.